Vitrella brassicaformis is the source of this 455-nucleotide messenger RNA. NCBI's taxonomy places the organism in Eukaryota, Vitrellaceae. The record is from the annotation of a GenBank genome assembly.
CUACGAGCCACACCAGUCCGGUACACCCGUCCAAAUAGGUAAUGUCUCGUCCGGAUAUAAGAUGUACGCAGCGAAGUAUGGCCUGCAUGCCACACAGCACACGAUCGUCUGCAUCUGCAAAAAGAGAGACGGCAAACACGAGAUGUGUUCAUGGUUCAUGCGUCUGUCCGCGCGUAUGUGUUGCACUUGUGGCUGGCGUACGUCGACGGCAGCGAUGGGGGUGUGGCGGGGCUGGCGAUCGUCUGCGUGGCGGCGAGAAGGUGGGCUUCAAUGGCCUUGAGAUUGGUGAUCAUGCCGCUCAACUCCGCCACCACAUCCGCCAGGCUGAUGCGCUCGGAGGGGAGGACCUUGAGGCAGUUGGCGGAUAGCAGCUCGUGUCUCGAGAUGGUCUCCCCCAGCCACUCGAGCCCCUCCUCAUGAGUGCGGUCGUGGAGGUGCCUGGUGCCCUCGUCCAU